Messenger RNA from Impatiens glandulifera, 921 nucleotides. Its product is annotated as nuclear transcription factor Y subunit C-2-like. Gene Ontology annotation, biological process: regulation of DNA-templated transcription. The coding region runs from base 15 to 770 and encodes 251 amino acids. Lineage: Eukaryota; Viridiplantae; Streptophyta; Magnoliopsida; Ericales; Balsaminaceae. Gene Ontology annotation, molecular function: protein heterodimerization activity; DNA-binding transcription activator activity, RNA polymerase II-specific. Gene Ontology annotation, cellular component: nucleus. The transcript has a single exon. The record is from RefSeq and is a predicted model, not a curated record.
AACAUUUAAUUGACAUGGAUCAAUCGGACCCAAGUCAGCAACAGCAUGCUGGAGCAGCAGGAAAUCAAAUGGGGGCUUACGGUUCUUCUUCCCAGCCGUAUCCAUCUGGUCCAGUUCAACCUCAAGCCGGUUUCGCUAACCCGCAGUACCAGCUAGCAUACCAGCAAGCCCAACAGUUCCAUCACCAGCAUCAGCAUCAGCAACAACAUCAACAACAACAGCAGCAUCAACAGCUUCAAGCUUUCUGGGAAAACCAAAUGCAAGAGAUCGAACAGACUGUGGAUUUCAAGAACCAAAGCCUCCCACUGGCUCGUAUAAAGAAGAUAAUGAAGGCUGACAAGGAUGUGAGAAUGGUCUCUGCUGAGGCUCCUGUUAUAUUAGCAAGGGCGUGCGAGAUGUUCAUACAGGAGCUGACUCUGCAGUCGUGGCAACACACUGAAGAGAACAAGAGAAGGACUCUGCAGAAGAGCGAUAUCUCUGCUGCCAUAUCGAGGACUGAUGUUUUCGACUUUUUGGUUGAUGUUAUUCCUAGAGAUGAACUGAAGGAGGAGGGACUUGGUGUGACUAACACUACCAUUCCUACGGUGGUGGACCCCACCGCAGCAGACUCGAUGCCUUACUACUAUGUUCCGUCUCAGCAGCAGCCCGUUGGUCCCCCUGGGGUGAUUAUGGGAAAACCGGUUGAUCAAGGUCCGGUGGUGUAUGGAGGUCAGCCUGUGGCCUUUAUGCCAUGGAAUCCAAGUCACCAACAUCAGGCUGACCAACAGUAGAGAGCAUCUAAUGAAAUAGGUUGUUUGUACUUUGUUUUUCUUGUGUUUGUGUUUGUAUUUCAAAUGUUGUUUCAAGUGCAUCUGGUUACUUGAUGUCCUGUUUAUGUUAAUUUUCUUAAACCAAAGGCUCCAGCUCCAAUAUUUAAGACCU